AUGGCGCAUCAUCAGAGAAGGCGCGCUGCUGUUGUCUCUUUCGGCAUUUAAAAUAAUCCAGCAGAGAGGUGCAGACUACCUGCACGCACAUACUUCUUAUUAGCUGGAACCCAGGCUGAAAGGAUUCAGCUUUUGUAUUUUUAUGCAGAAGCCUUUGGGGUGAAAUUACGCAAGGUCUGCACUGAUGGAGAUAGUUAAGCUUGUUCUGAUACUCGUGCUGCUUCUGACAAAUGUUUUCUGUCAAAAAAUUGAAGUUGACAAUUGGACAGAAAGCGGCGAAGAGAACAAGUGGCCCAACUCUGGAGUAAUUCAAGACAUAUUAGUGAGAAUGAUCAGAAAACCAGGACCACGCCAAUAUCUCGGACUCAUGGGGAAGAAAGACUCUGCAAAAACGCAGACAGCUCGUAAACGGCACAAAUUUCAAACCUUUGUGGGUCUGAUGGGUAAAAGGAGCUUUGAGGAUAAAGGAGCCCUGUGAGCUGCACAGAGGACUGAAGUUUACUGAAGAAAACUACAUGUGUUUUGUUUCAUUUCAGAUCGACUACAAAAAAAAGUUUUAUUUUGUCGAAUCAGUCUGUCAUUGUCUCAUAAAAAUGUCACAUCUAACAGUGGAGUCUGGCACCGUUGGCAAAGCUGAUGACACUUUUAGGCAACCAGUGACAUCUAGUGGGGGAAAUAAAGCGGUGAAAAAAAACACUGGAAAUAUUAAAUGAUCACUGAAACUUAAUGUAACGGUAGUAAAAUAGUGUCAUGUAAAAUCACCAUCAUUUCAAACUAACUGACUGCAUCAUUUUCCACAAUAAAACCAAUUCACUUCUCAAUAUCAUCACAGGUUUAUUAAGUGACUUUGUACAAUACAAAUGAAAAAUAAAAUUAAAAAUAUAGAGAUGGAGUACAUAGCCAAAGCAAAUUGCGGUGUUGACUCUUCAUUUCCCACUGACCCAUUUCCGCAGAGUGACUGAAAUAUUGUUUUCUUUUCCAACACGUCCAGGAUCACUGUUAUAUGUGAAAGUGUGGUUGUUUG
This is a messenger RNA of Seriola dumerili (greater amberjack), 1024 nucleotides long. RefSeq names its product protachykinin-like. The transcript is spliced from 5 exons. The record is from RefSeq and is a predicted model, not a curated record. Gene Ontology annotation, biological process: tachykinin receptor signaling pathway. The coding region runs from base 185 to 478 and encodes 97 amino acids. NCBI's taxonomy places the organism in Eukaryota, Metazoa, Chordata, Actinopteri, Carangiformes, Carangidae.